This is a messenger RNA of Poeciliopsis prolifica (blackstripe livebearer), 2328 nucleotides long. RefSeq names its product kynurenine 3-monooxygenase. Gene Ontology annotation, cellular component: mitochondrial outer membrane. The coding region runs from base 64 to 1506 and encodes 480 amino acids. The record is from RefSeq and is a predicted model, not a curated record. The transcript is spliced from 15 exons. Gene Ontology annotation, molecular function: FAD binding; NAD(P)H oxidase H2O2-forming activity; kynurenine 3-monooxygenase activity. Gene Ontology annotation, biological process: quinolinate biosynthetic process; NAD+ metabolic process; L-tryptophan catabolic process. NCBI's taxonomy places the organism in Eukaryota, Metazoa, Chordata, Actinopteri, Cyprinodontiformes, Poeciliidae.
UGUAAAGCUCUUUGAACCGGACAGAGAGCCGGAUCAGACCAUCGGGGAACUCUGCUGAGCAACAUGGAGGAAUCAGCGCACCGACGAGGAGACAAGAAAGUGGUGGCAGUGGUGGGAGGCGGUUUGGUGGGGGCACUCAACGCCUGCUUCUUCGCCAAAAGAGGCUUUGAGGUGGAAGUCUUUGAAACAAGAGAAGAUAUUCGGAAAGCCAAAGUAGUGAAAGGCAGAAGCAUCAACCUGGCUUUGUCCCACAGAGGCCGGCAAGCCCUGAAACAUGUUGGGAUGGAAGAUAAGAUUGUUUCCAACGGAAUCCCAAUGAAUGCCAGGAUGAUUCAUUCGCUAAGUGGGAAACAAUCUCCGAUCCCGUAUGGGAAGAAAGGACAGUACAUCCUGUCUGUUGACAGAGCCAAUCUGAACAAAGAGCUGCUGACAGAGGCAGAGACGUAUCCAAACACAAAGCUGAACUUUGACCACAAACUGCAGGACUGGAGUGCUGAAACCGGACUAUUGACCUUCACCAGGCCGGACGGAUCCAAGACGCAGACUCAAGCGGACCUGAUCGUCGGUUGUGACGGCGCGUUCUCCGCCGUCCGGAAGCAGUUCCUGCGCCGCAGCCGCUUCAACUACAGCCAGACGUACAUCCCGCACGGAUACAUGGAGCUCACCAUGCCACCGAGAGACGGAGAGUUCGCGAUGAAGCCAAACUACCUGCACAUCUGGCCCAGAAACACCUUCAUGAUGAUCGCUCUCCCCAACCUGGACAAGACGUUUACCUGCACCCUCUUCAUGCCCUUUGAAGACUUUGAGAAAAUCACCACAGGAGAUGAAGUCAUCGAGUUUUUCCAGAAAUACUUCCCUGAUGCCAUCCCGCUAAUCGGAGUCGCCGCCCUCAGGAGGGAUUAUUUCCGCCUGCCUGCUCAGGCCAUGGUCUCCGUGAAGUGCUGCCCGUAUCACAUCGGGGACAAAUGCGUCCUGAUGGGGGACGCGGCGCAUGCUGUGGUGCCUUUCUACGGCCAGGGGAUGAACGCUGGCUUUGAAGACUGCCUUGUCUUUGAUGAAAUAAUGAAUGAGUUCAAUGAGGAUUUCAGUGCCGUGCUGCCGGAGUACACCAGGGUCCGGGUUCCUGACGACCACGCCAUCGCAGAUCUGGCCAUGUACAACUACGUGGAAAUGCGGGCGCACGUCAACUCGAAAUGGUUUAUUUUCAGAAAACACGUGGACAAUCUACUUCACCUCCUCAUGCCGCACAUUAUUAUUCCACUUUACACAAUGGUGACUUUCACCAGGACCAGAUACCAUGUCGCUGUGGAGCGCUGGCAUUGGCAGGACAAAGUGAUAAACCGCGGCCUGCUGCUCGGAGCUGUGGGAGCUGCUGCUGGCAGCUCCUAUCUGCUCAUUAAAAAUCCUCCAGACAUCAACAAGCUCGUUAUCGCAGCUGAGAAGAUCUGGAACAAGAUGGCCGCCCUGAAGACGCCGCUGCGUGUCGGCGCCGCCUCUCAGAUCUGACGGACAGGAGCCUCAGAACAUCGGAACGAAGUGAGCGGCGUCUAAAUUCAAUUAUUAAAUCUAAUAACGGACUUCAGAUUUGACUCAUUAGGAUGUUUCAAUUAAAGCAAAUGAACAGAUUUCAUCUUUACAUAACAUUUUCAGAUUAAAAUAAGUCCUUUUUUUAUUUGUCACAAUAAAAUUGCUGUACAUUGAUGUAAUUUGUUUAUUUUAAAUUAUUUGUUGAUCUAUCAGCCAUAUAAUAUGCAUAAAUUAAGCCCAAAUUUAAAAAUUGUGGAAAAAUAAUUUUUAUUGACAGAAAAGUGUCAACAGUUAUCAAGAUGUAAUCAGUUCAUCUGAUUCUGACGUGUUAAAGGUAUUUAUUUAAUUGUAAAACUGAUAACUUCAAAAGAUGCUGAACAUCUGAACAUCCCUCGUUUUAAUUAUUUAUUUUUCACUGAGCUAUUCUCAUACAAUUACUGCCUUAUUAUGCUAAAAUACUACUUUAUUCUAGUAGUUUAUUGUCAUUGAGAAAAGAAAUUGUAAUAAUGAGAAAUAAGUAACAAAUACAACAUAUUUAGGUUAAAAUAUUAUGACUAUUCCUGUUUUAUUAUGGCUUUACUUUGGUAUUAUUGUGAAUCUUUCUCACAUAAUUACAACUUUAUUGUGUUAUUUCAAGGUUAAUAUUGUAAUAGGAAUUUUAUUUUUAUAUCAUUGCAACUUUCUUCUUGUAUCACCACAACUUUUUCUUCCAUUAUUACACCUUUCAUCAGGUAAGUGACAUUACCUAAAUAAAGGUGGAAAAAAGUUGUUUCAAGAAUAAAGACAUCAUUUUAUUCUUUA